Molecule: messenger RNA, 2079 nt
Organism: Dendroctonus ponderosae (mountain pine beetle)
Lineage: Eukaryota; Metazoa; Arthropoda; Insecta; Coleoptera; Curculionidae
Product: endoplasmic reticulum-Golgi intermediate compartment protein 3
Exons: 6
Coding region: 257-1408 (383 amino acids)
Biological process (GO): endoplasmic reticulum to Golgi vesicle-mediated transport; retrograde vesicle-mediated transport, Golgi to endoplasmic reticulum
Cellular component (GO): endoplasmic reticulum; endoplasmic reticulum membrane; COPII-coated ER to Golgi transport vesicle
Source: RefSeq, a predicted model, not a curated record
UCAGGUAGCUCAGGUUGUCAACAAUUGGUAGAGGGGGUUUUGAUGUGAGUUGUGAUGUGGAAAUGUGGAACAAUUUCAAAAUAACUUAAAUUUCCUAAAACUCGAGUGCUGUCCAGUGCUUAGUGAUUGUGUAUUAAACAUAUGUGCUGUGAACGGUGUCAGUAUUAUGCCAGAACGUCGAGUUUCACUCUAAUUGAAGACAUUUUGUCGGUGAAACUAGCGCUUAGAGGAGAAAGGCUAAUUGGUAGCAGAAGGGAUGGAUUUUUUGAAAAAACUCCGUCGUUUUGACGCCUACCCCAAAACCUUGGAGGAUGUACGUAUCCAAACCCUCGGAGGCGGCACUAUUUCAAUCCUGUCCAUGAUAAUAAUUAGCUUGCUCUUCUGGCUCGAGCUUUUAAACUAUCUAACUCCCAAUGUUACUGAAGAACUGUUUGUGGACACUUCAAGAAGCCCUAAUAUUGAAAUCCAGUUCGAUUUGUCGAUACCCAGAGUGGCGUGCGAUUUCUUAGCUUUAGAUGCCAUGGACUCUUCAGGGGAUCAACAUUUACAAAUUUCCCAUAAUGUCUUCAAAAGAGCGCUAGAUUUAAAUGGGAAUCCCAUUGAAGAAGCGAAGAAAGAAGACAUUUCUCUUACAAGUAAAAAUGAGACCACUGAAAUUGCCACACGGAAUAAGACUGAAGAUUAUUGUGGAAGUUGCUACGGCGCUAAAGAUGGAUGCUGCAAUACGUGUGAAGAAGUGAGGCAGGCCUAUAGAGAGAAAAGAUGGGCUAUAGAUAAUAUGGACAUUAUUGAGCAAUGUAAAGAGGAGAAGUUCAGUGAUAAGAUAAAAUCAGCGUUUACACAAGGGUGUCAAAUAUAUGGAAAUUUAUUUGUGAGCAGAGUGAGUGGAAGUUUCCAUGUGGCACCAGGAAAAAGCUUCAGUAUAAAUCAUGUUCAUGUACAUGAUGUGCAACCGUUUUCAUCCACUGAAUUCAACAUGACCCACCAUAUACGGCAUUUGACUUUCGGUGCAAGCAUAGAUAGUGAAACACACAAUCCCUUGAAAGAUUUCGAUGGUGUAACUGUUGAGGGUUCAACGAUGUUUCAAUAUCACAUCAAAAUUGUGCCUACCUCUUAUGUAAGAAAAGAUGGAUCUGUAAUUCUAAGCAAUCAGUUUUCUGUUACCAAACACCAAAAAGUUGUGUCUUUAAUGACUGGGGAAUCAGGUAUGCCUGGAAUAUUUUUCCAAUAUGAACUCUCGCCCUUAAUGGUAAAGUACACAGAACGAGAAAGAUCCUUUGGACAUUUUCUUACGAAUGUAUGCGCCAUCGUUGGGGGCGUUUACACUGUGGCAGGGUUAGUUGAUACGUUCUUGUAUCAUUCAAUCAAACUUAUCCAGAAAAAAAUGGAACUUGGCAAGCUGCAUUGAUCGGUAAGACCAACUGCGUUUUUUAAUUUGGAUUUCCUAAAUACAUUCUAUUAGUUGUUCUAAGUUUUAAUAGGUAAUGCUGGUUGGAUCUUGCGGUAAAAUGCAAUUUUUGGGCAGACACUCUAAAUUUGUUUGUGCUAAAUUAUUAUCACUAUUUACUUUUGAAAAACCGCAAUGUAAAUCUUGUUUUAUUGUCUGUACAAUUUAAAUUGUAUGAAUAAUGUGAUAUGUAAAAACAAUUAUUUAUUUUCCGUUUAGAUUCAGUUAACUAAAUCGCGCAAAUAUGAAAUUGUAUGUACAACUCAAGCCAUUCCUAAAUGAUGAUUUUUAUUUAAUUUAUUUAUGCAAAAUUGACGGCUUCAUGGUGAAUUGGGAAUGUUUUUCUGAAUGGAAAACACCCCAGGUACUUUUUCGGAAUAUUUUAUUCUGUACAUUUGACCUGUUUUAUUGUAAUUACUGCUUUCAAUGUUUGAUUCUUUAUAUUCACUUUCUUGCCACGCACGGAAAAUAUUUGCAAAGCGUAUUAUGUAAAAUAGUUAAAAUUUGCUAUUUACAUAUUUGCCCAUCCGGUUGUUUUGGUUUGAAAGUGUAGUGGAGAUUUAACUAAACUUUUAAGGCAUGUUUACAUAGGAAAUGUUUAUUGUUUUGUAAAUUAAAUUGAUUAUUCUUCA